Messenger RNA from Theobroma umbraticum, 1122 nucleotides. It is a transcript of the gene OS9, whose product is annotated as ER lectin-like protein. The record is from RefSeq and is a predicted model, not a curated record. Gene Ontology annotation, biological process: ERAD pathway; retrograde protein transport, ER to cytosol; endoplasmic reticulum unfolded protein response. Gene Ontology annotation, cellular component: endoplasmic reticulum lumen. NCBI's taxonomy places the organism in Eukaryota, Viridiplantae, Streptophyta, Magnoliopsida, Malvales, Malvaceae.
ACCCACCUUCUUUUUCCUCUUCUUCCGCUUUGGGUGAUUUUGCUUCCUUUUUAUUAUUUUUAUUUCUUAGCAGGGUUCGUAUUUACUUAAGAUUUAAACUAACCUUUUCUCAAAAUAAAAGAAAUAAGAAUAUGAGAUUAUUUAUUAGCUUGGUAGCAGUUUUAUGUAUCUUGUGCAGCAAUGUUUUAGCCGAUCAGAUUUUCCCAUCUCAUGUAGCUGGCACAUUUGGCCGGAGCACCCGUGAACCAAAAUACAAGAUUGAGUUCCAUACAGAAGAUUCCCCCUACCAUCCUGAUGAUGAUCAGGAGUCUGUUGUUAUGCCUAAUAAAGAUGGAAAGAAUUUUUUAUGUUUCUUGCCUAAGGUGGAGAAAGCUAAGACCGGAAAGCCAGUUAUUCAGCAGAACACAAGCAGCAUGAUUGUGGAAAGUGAGAAACGGGUUAAACUGAAGACACCAGAUGAACUACUGGAAGUACUGAAAGAUCGAUGCUUUCUCAGACAAGAGGGUUGGUGGUCCUACGAAUUUUGCUAUCAAAAGCAGUUACGGCAACUACAUUUGGAAGAGGAUAAGGUGGUUCAGGAGUUUGUUUUGGGUGUAUAUGAUGAAGAGGGCACUGCUGCAUUCAACCAGAAUCUCUCUGAUAUCUCCACGUUAAAAGAUCCUCGCUCAAAAGAUGCAUCACAAAGGUAUCAUGCUCAUCAGUAUACAAAUGGAACCAUAUGUGAUCUUACUAAUCAGCCCCGAGAAACGGAGGUGAGAUUUGUGUGCUCGGAGCCCAGGGCAAUGAUUAGUUCAAUUACAGAGUUAUCCACCUGCAAGUAUGCACUUACUAUUCAAUGCCCCAUGCUAUGCAAACACCCAUUAUUCCAAGAAGAGAGACCAGUGUGGCACACUAUUAACUGCAAUGUGCUUCCAAAGGAUUACAAGGAUAGCAAGGUUGAGGAUGCACAUAUUACUAUGAUCAUGGACUUGGAAGAUCAAUCCAGUUAUGAUACAAGAGAAUGAAUGUUGUAAAUCUUUAUACACUUUUUGGUCAUUUAUACAGAUAAGCCUUGUCAAAGUAAAAGUGGUGGUGCAGUAUCAAAUUAAAGGAUUGUUAGUAUCCAUCUAUUUCCUCCCCUUC